Molecule: messenger RNA, 1198 nt
Organism: Bemisia tabaci
Lineage: Eukaryota; Metazoa; Arthropoda; Insecta; Hemiptera; Aleyrodidae
Gene: Pis
Product: phosphatidylinositol synthase
Biological process (GO): phosphatidylinositol biosynthetic process
Cellular component (GO): membrane; Golgi apparatus
Molecular function (GO): CDP-diacylglycerol-inositol 3-phosphatidyltransferase activity
Source: RefSeq, a predicted model, not a curated record
ACAUUUUAAUCCAAUCAUCUUAUCAGUGGCAUUAUAAGAUUUCAGUAAAAAUCUCUAAAUUUUACUUUAUAUUCUAACAUUUCGCGCAAAACAAGCUGAAAUUUACCAUUUGACCUAGUCGUCAUAGAGUAUUUCCCUUUCUGUAAUCAGUUCCUUGCAUUUCUUCAACAAAUCAAAGUUGUGAACUAGAGGCACAUCCUUCAACAUGAGUGAGACGGAAAAUGUCUUUUUGUUCGUCCCAAAUCUCAUCGGUUAUGCCCGGGUGAUUUUGGCGAUUAUUUCAUUUUACUUCAUGCCAAUUAGUCUCCCAAUCACUGUGUGGUGCUACGCGAUAAGUGGAUUAUUAGAUGCUGUUGAUGGUCAUGCUGCUCGCUAUUUCAAUCAAAGUACAAAAUUUGGAGCAAUGCUGGAUCAGUUGACAGAUCGGAUAGGGACAUCAUGCCUAAUUCUAACUCUGAGCUACUUCUACCCGAAGUACAUGUUCUGGUUUCAACUGAGUUUAGCGAUAGACAUCUCCUGCCACUGGAUUUUCCUGCACACGUCAAUUCUUCAAGGCAAAACAAGUCACAAGCUGAUCGAUAUGUCUGAAAACUAUUUGAUGAACAUCUACUAUACAAAUAAACCCGUCCUCUUCUUCAUGUGCGCAGGCAACGAAGCCUUCUAUCUUUCAUUAUACUGUCUCUAUUUCACCACAGGUCCCAUUGUUGCCGGACUCAGCUUAUUCAAGCUGAUAUGCUACGUUAGUGCCCCCAUUGCUCUGCUCAAAACCUUCAUUUCCCUAGUUCAUGGAUUUGUAGCUUGUAAGAAUUUGGCGACUAUCGACAUUUCUGAACGAGAAGCUUUGCGCAAAAAGAAAUAAAGUGACAUCAAGUCAUUUUAAUGAUCAUUCCUUUGAUGCUUUAUUGUGUCUCUACUUUAACUAACCUAUUAUUUAAUAGUAGAGGAAAUUUAAUACCAUAUGCACUCGGACUCAAUGUCAUGCACCUAACAAUUCUUUGCUUUUAGAAAGACAAAAGCUUGCAUAAAGACUCUAGGAUGAAAAGGUGCCAAGAGAUAUAUUAAUAAUUUACAGCCACGAUUCUUAGAUUUUAACUCUCUUAAAACUAUGUCCCUCCAAUGAAAGUGAGAAGUUUAUUUAUCACAUCUGUGAGUACUUUUCUUUUCUUUUUGUCACGCAAAAUUGAGCGAAGCUGAGUAA